Procambarus clarkii (red swamp crayfish) is the source of this 7444-nucleotide messenger RNA. Its product is annotated as collagen alpha-2(IV) chain-like. Lineage: Eukaryota; Metazoa; Arthropoda; Malacostraca; Decapoda; Cambaridae. The record is from RefSeq and is a predicted model, not a curated record.
CAUUCACUCAAACACCUGCCACAUUCACUCACACAUCUGCCACAUUCACUCAAACACCUGCCAUUUUAACUCAAAACGUUACAUAUAGAAUGUAUUACUACGUGCAUCAUCGUACAUAUAUUGAUGUAAUGGACAAUUAGAAAGCAGAAUUGGUUACUAUUAAACUUAAGAAAAUCGGAAAAGGUUUUGUAUUUACAUUAGUAAUAAAACCUAAACUAAUCUAUCACUCUGAGGCCUAAUACACGCUAUUCUGAGGCCCAAUAUGACACAUAUAUCUUUUAAACACUCAUAUAUUUCGUAUGAGGAUUAUGUCGUCUUUAUUAUAGCAUUAUAAAAUAUAUAAAGAAAAGUGCACUUUAUAGCCUAAUUUAAUAUUAAUAUUAUUGGAACUGAGGAGACCAGUUUAUGGUUCUUGAUAGACGCAUUAUAUAUAUCCUUCAGGUGUAAAAGAUUCCUAUACACGGUUAUUAGCAGCUUAUUUACUUCGAGUAAUAAGGCAGUAAAACGACUAGAGUUAUUUUAAGAAAAUAUUGUGCUUUGUUGAUAUUGUUUGCUUUUCAAAACAUCAUAUUUUCUAAAAGCUAAAACUAGGUCACAACAAUUUCAAACACAGUCAGUGUAUCUCUUCGUCAGCUGGGGGACGGACGUCGAGCUCUCUCUCUCUCCUGGACACCUCCAGCAUGCCCGGUGUUAGUGGGCAAGACAACAUGUCCAGUGUUAUUGGUCAAGACACCAUGCCCAGUGUUAGUGGGCAAGACAACAUGUCCAGUGUUAUUGGUCAAGACAACAUGCCCAGUGUUAGUGGGCAGGUCAACAUACCCAGUGUUAUUGGUCAAGACACCAUACCCAGUGUUAGUGGGCAGGUCAACAUACCCAGUGUUAUUGGUCAAGACAACAUGCCCAGUGUUAGUGGGCAAGACAACAUGUCCAGUGUUAUUGGUCAAGACAACAUGCCCAGUGUUAGUGGGCAAGACAACAUGCCCAGUGUUAGUGGGCAAGACAACAUGCCCAGUGUUAGUGGGCAAGACAACAUGCCCAGUGUUAUUGGUCAAGACAACAUGCCCAGUGUUAGUGGGCAAGACAACAUGCCCAGUGUUAUUGGACAAGUCAACAUGCCCAGUGUUAUUGGACAAGACAACAUGCCCAGUGUUAGUGGUCAAGACAACAUGCCCAGUGUUAUUGGACAAGUCAACAUGCCCAGUGUUAUUGGACAAGACAACAUGCCCAGUGUUAUUGGACAAGACAACAUGCCCAGUGUUAUUGGACAAGACAACAUGCCCAGUGUUAUUGGACAAGACAACAUGCCCAGUGUUAUUGGACAAGACAACAUGCCCAGUGUUUGUGGUCAAGACAACAUGCCCAGUGUUAUUGGACAAGACAACAUGCCCAGGGUUAUUGGUCAAGACAAAGACAACAUGUCCAGUGUAAUUCGUCAAGACAACAUGCCCAGUGUUAUUGGUCAAGACAACAUGCCCAGUGUUAGCGGGCAAGACAACAUGCCUAGUGUUACUGGUCAAGACAACAUGCCCAGUGUUAUUGGUCAAGACAACAUGCCCAGUGUUAUUGGACAAGACAACAUGCCCAGUGUUUGUGGUCAAGACAACAUGCCCAGUGUUAUUGGACAAGACAACAUGCCCAGUGUUAUUGGACAAGACAACAUGCCCAGGGUUAUUGGUCAAGACAAAGACAACAUGUCCAGUGUAAUUGGUCAAGACAACAUGCCCAGGGUUAUUGGUCAAGACAACAUGCGCAGUGUUAGUGGUCAAGACAACAUACCCGGUGUUAUUGGACAAGACAACAUACCCAGUGUUAUUGGUCAAGACAACAUGCCCAGUGUUAGUGGACAAGUCAACAUACCCAGUGUUAUUGGACAAGACAACAUGCCCAGUUUUAGUGAACAAGUCAACAUACCCAGUGUUAUUGGUCAGGUCAACAUAUCCAGUUUUAGUGGAGAAGUCAACAUACCCAGUGUUAUUGGUCAGGUCAACAUAUCCAGUUUUAGUGGAGAAGUCAACAUACCCAGUGUUAUUGGUCAGGUCAACAUACCCAGUUUUAGUGAACAAGUCAACAUACCCAGUGUUAUUGGUCAGGUCAACAUAUCCAGUUUUAGUGGAGAAGUCAACAUGCCCAGUGUUAUUGGACAAGACAACAUGCCCAGUUUUAGUGAACAAGACAACAUUCCCAGUUUUAGUGGACAAGACAACAUACCCAGUGUUAUUGGAGAAGUCAACAUAGCCAGUUUUAGUGGACAAGUUAACAUACCCAGUUUUAGUGAACAAGACAACAUGCCCAGCGUUAUUGGACAAGACAACAUACCCAGUGUUAUUGGUCAAGACAACAUGCCCAGUAUUAUUGGACAAGACAACAUGCCCAGUUUUAGUGGACAAGACAACAUACCCAGUGUUAUUGGUCAGGUCAACAUACCCAGUGUUAUUGGACAGGUCAACAUACCCAGUUUUAUUGGACAAGUCAACAUAGCCAGUUUUAUUGGACAAGUCAACAUACCCAGUGUUAUUGGUCAAGACAACAUGCCCAGUGUUAUUGGGCAAGACAACAUGCCCAGUUUUAGUGGACAAGACAACAUGCCCAGUUUUAGUGGACAAGACAACAUACCCAGUGUUAUUGGACAGGUCAACAUACCCAGUUUUAUUGGACAAGUCAACAUACCCAGUGUUAUUGGACAAGUCAACAUAGCCAGUUUUUGUGGACAAGUCAACAUACCCAGUGUUAUUGGUCAAGACAACAUGCCCAGUGUUAUUGGACAAGACAACAUACCCAGUGUUAGUGGACAAGACAACAUGCCCAGUGUUAUUGGACAAGACAACAUGCCCAGUUUUAGCGGAGAAGUCAACAUACCCUGUGUUAUUGGACAGGUCAACUUACCCAGUUUUAUUGGACAAGUCAACAUACCCAGUGUUAUUGGUCAGGUCAACAUAUCCAGUGUUAUUGGACAAGACAACAUGCCCAGUGUUAUUGGACAAGACAACAUGCCCAGUUUUAGUGGAGAAGUCAACAUACCCAGUGUUAUUGGACAAGCCAACAUGCCCAGUUUUAGUGGACAAGUCAACAUACCCAGUGUUAUUGGUCAAGACAACAUGCCCAGUGUUAUUGGACAAGACAACAUGCCCAGUGUUAUUGGACAAGACAACAUGCCCAGUGUUAUUGGACAAGGCAACAUACCCAGUGUUAUUGGUCAAGACAACAUGCCAAGUGUUAUUGGACAAGACAACAUGCCCAGUGUUAUUGGACAAGACAACAUGCCCAGUGUUAUUGGACAAGACAACAUGCCCAGUGUUAUUGGACAAGACAACAUGCCCAGUGUUAUUGGACAAGACAACAUACCCAGUGUUAUUGGACAAGGCAACAUGCCGAGUGUUAUUGGACAAGACAACAUACCCAGUGUUAGUGGUCAAGACAACAUGCCCAGUGUUAUUGGACAAGGCAACAUACCCAGUGUUAUUGAACAAGACAACAUGCCGAGUGUUAUUGGACAAGACAACAUACCCAGUGUUAUUGGACAAGGCAACAUACCCAGUGUUAUUGAACAAGACAACAUGCCGAGUGUUAUUGGACAAGACAACAUACCCAGUGUUAGUGGACAAGACAACAUACCCAGUGUUAGUGGACAAGACAACAUGCCCAGUGUUAUUGGACAAGACAACGUGCCCAGUGUUAUUGGAGAAGGCAACAUACCCAGUGUUAUUGAACAAGACAACAUGCCCAGUGUUAUUGGACAAGACAACAUACUCAGUGUUAGUGGACAAGACAACAUGCCCAGUGUUAUUGGACAAGACAACGUGACCAGUGUUAUUGGACAAGACAACAUACCGUGUGUUAGUGGACAAGACAACGUGCCCAGUGUUAUUGGACAAGACAACAUACCCAGUGUUAGUGGACAAGACAACAUACCCAGUGUUAAGGAACAGGUCAACGUACCCAGUGUUAGCGGACAAGCCCGCAAACCUCCCAGAGGACUGUUUCCUAGAGAGUUGUUUUAUAACGAAAGAUACGACGUCAGAUUUGAAUUUGACAAAGAACUCAUUGACUGGGAGCGAAACACAAGUGGAAAAGUCAGCGAAGCCGUUGGUGGGUACCCUUUCAGCGGAGACCCUGAUUGGUCCAUUAUCAGCGAUGACGCUGAUUGGUUUGCUAUCAGGGAAGACACUGAUUGGUUCACUAUCAGGAAAGACACUGAUUGGUCCACUAUCAGCGAAGACGCUGAUGGGUCCAUUAACAGCGAAGACGCUGAUUGGUUCGCUAUCAGCGAAGACGCUGAUGGAUCCACUAUCAGCGAAGACUCUGAUUGGUCCACUAUCAGCGAAGACGCUGAUGUAUCCAUUAUCAGCGAAGACUCUGAUUGGUUCGCUAUCAGCGAAGACGCUGAUGGGUCUUCCGUAAGCGACGCUGGGACAAGUGUUAGCGUUGUUCGGUCCUCCGUCAGCGAAGAUAGCGGGACCAUUGUUAGCGAAGAAGCUGAUUGCUGUACUGUCAGCGGAGAUGAAUGGUCCACCGUCAGUGAAGAUGGUGGGUCCACUCAUAGCAAAGAAGCUGAUGGGUUCACUGUCAGCGAACAUUAUGAGUCAACUGUCAGCAGGCAAGCAAGCAUACCCUCUCUCAGCGAUCCAUUUAUCACCGAAGGAAACGACUAUUUAUAUAACUUUGACAUAGGACUCUUUGACACUGAACAAAAUAUAGACCUCCCUGACAGCGGUCAAGCCACCGGGCAAGCCCCCGCACCCUCGGUUAGUAAACCAGCCAGUCAACCCUCGGAUAGUAAACCAACCACUAAACAGGACAUUAAACCCUCCGCUCAACGAUCCUUUAGUCGAAAAGCCAGGAGAGAGUACACAGAUUACCCACGUAACUACGUAGGAAAGGACAGCUUUAUAGAGUUCUUGAAUAAAUUCACCGUUAGAAAGACAGCAUCAAAGAUGAGGAAAAAGUAUUAUAUUUGUCAAAAAGCUCUAAAGGAAGCCUACAUAGCCUACUGUCUGAUUCACGGUAAGUUAAUUGGAUGUCCUAUCAACACCGGUCGUCACCUUAGCUACUGUGGCAUUAAGGCCAAUAGAAAGGUGGGCCCUGCUUCGUUCCAGAUGAAUUGCUAUACUGGUAUACAAUGGCUUGAUUGUGUAAAAGUUCAUUCAAGAACAUUAGAUAUACCGAUUACUCUCGAUCGAGAGACCGCCAGGAGGAAUGUUCUCGGUGGAGGCACCAAAAUUCGGUUACCUGUGCAGGGGAGUUGCAAAGCUUCUUCUAAAGGCGAACAGAAGUAUUCGGAGUCACAGGGGCCGAGAGAACACACAUCUGAAACCCAUGCAUCGAAACCCAAAAUAUCUGAAACAUAUGUUUAUAGAGCACGGUCAUCAAGAGAACAAAUGCCUGAGGCAUACACAUUAGUAGUACAACUACCAAGAGCAUAUGUACAUGAAGCACAGGUACCUGGAACAUCCACAUCGGAAGCACAGGUACCUGGAACAUCCACAUCGGGAGCACAGGUACCUGGAACAUCCACAUGGGGAGCACAGGUACCUGGAACAUCAACAUCGGGAGCACAGGUACCUGGAACAUCCACAUCGGGAGCACAGGUACCUGGAACAUCCACAUCGGGAGCACAGGUACCUGGAACAUCCACAUCGGGAGCACAGGUACCUGGAACAUCCACAUCGGAAGCACAGGUACCUGGAACAUCCACAUCGGAAGCACAGGUACCUGGAACAUCCACAUCGGGAGCACAGGUACAUGGAACAUCAACAUCGGAAGCACAGGUACCUGGAACAUCAACAUCGGAAGCACAGGUACCUGGAACAUCCACAUCGGAAGCACAGGUACCUGGAACAUCCACAUCGGGAGCACAGGUACCUGGAACAUCCACAUCGGAAGCACAAGUACCUGGAACAUCCACAUCGGGAGCACAGGUACAUGGAACAUCAACAUCGGAAGCACAGGUACCUGGAACAUCAACAUCGGAAGCACAGGUACCUGGAACAUCAGCAUCGGAAGCACAGGUACCUGGAACAUCAGCAUCGGAAGCACAGGUACCUGGAACAACAACAUUGGAAGCACAGGUACCUGGAACAACAACAUCGGGAGCACAGGUACCUGGAACAUCCACAUCGGAAGCACAGGUACCUGGAACAUCAGCAUCGGAAGCACAGGUACCUGGAACAACAACAUCGGAAGCACAGGUACCUGGAACAUCAACAUCGGAAGCACAGGUACCUGGAACAUCAGCAUCGGAAGCACAGGUACCUGGAACAUCCACAUCGGAAGCGCAGGUACCUGGAACAACAACAUCGGAAGCACAGGUACCUGGAACAACAUCGGGAGCACAGGUACCUGGAACAACAUCGGGAGCACAGGUACCUGAAACAACAUCGGGAGCACAGGUACCUGAAACAACAUCGGGAGCACAGGUACCCGGAACAACAUCGGGAGCACAGGUACCUGAAACAACAUCGGGAGCACAGGUACCUGAAACAACAUCGGGAGCACAGGUACCCGGAACAUCAACAUCAGAAGCACAGGUACCUGGAACACCCACACCAGAAGCACAGGUACCUGGAACACCCACAUCGGAAGCACAGGUACCUGGAACACCCACAUCGGAAGCACAGGUACCUGGAACACCCACAUCGGAAGCACAGGUACCUGGAACACCCACAUCGGAAGCACAGGUACCUGGAACACCCACAUCGGGAGUACAGCUACCUGGAACACUCACACAGGUACCUGUAACACAAAUACCAGGAGUGUAUGUAUUUGGAGCACCCACAUGUGAAAGUGAGCUUCCUGGAGCACGGCCCUCCUAGAACAGACAACAUGGCCAGCGCCAACGCUCGAAUCCUUAAGACACGCUUACCUGACCUCCCUUGAUGCCAAAAGCACCUUUCUGUUGCUGCUGUAAGAUCCUAAGAGGAUAUAUUUAACCGCUAGGACAAGAUUUAUCGGAAAACAAAUAUUUUUCUCAGUUCUUAAAAUGUUGCCAGAUAGAUAAGUUACAAACCACAUUUUGUAAACUAAGGUUUUGUGUAUGCAUUGACAUCUAUUUUGCUUUGUACAUUAAAAAUAUAUACUCAGUAUAUUCACACAUUUAAGUUAUGUUUCAGGUACAUACACAUUUAAAUUACGUUUCUAAAUAUUUGAGCUCUUGUUAAUCAAAUGCUGUGAGGCUAUAAUGCCCAUUUCUUAAUUUUAGUUUGAAACCCAUUUGAAUGUACUCUACAAUAUCUGCCAGAUAAGGGCACAGCUUAUACACCAAGUUUACAAGGACAAAAUUAACCUAGUAGGCAAAUGCAAUCAAAUUUCCUUUCCCUGAGCGUAUCACUUGAUGGAAUAACAUUUGUAUUUUAUUCAUUAAAUUUACACUUAUGUGCAGUAUAAUUAAUUUGUCUUAAUCCAGCCUUGCCAGAUUUGUGGGGGGAACCGCUCUUACACUUACAUGGGG